Apiotrichum porosum is the source of this 1797-nucleotide messenger RNA. RefSeq lists its product as uncharacterized. The record is from RefSeq and is a predicted model, not a curated record. Bases 1 to 1797 code for a protein of 598 amino acids. NCBI's taxonomy places the organism in Eukaryota, Fungi, Basidiomycota, Tremellomycetes, Trichosporonales, Trichosporonaceae. The transcript is spliced from 5 exons.
AUGGGCACCGUCACAGACCACAAGGGCGUAUUCAAGAUCGCCGCGUUCAGCGGCUACACGGGUGACAAGGCGGACGCGCUGCAGCGUCAGGCCGAGAGCAGCGGUUGUCCUGUGCUUUUCGGCGACUACCUCGCAGAGAUGAAUUUGGCCUGGCGUGCACUCGAAGUCAAGGACCACCCGGAGCUGGGGUACGAACGGCCGUUCCUGCUCCACCUCGGGAUGGCUGCCAAGGCGAUUGCAGCCAACAAGUGCAAAGUCGUGACCAAUGCCGGUGCUCUCAACCCCAAGGGCCUGGCUGAGGCGUGUGUCGCCUACGUUGAAGGUGACAACAUCAUCGAUCGCCUGCCAGAACUGGCUGCCGCUGGCGAGACCUUGGGCCACCUCGAGGACGCUCGACCGCUGAGCUCGUGGGGCCUCACACCACUCACGGCCAACGCCUAUGUUGGUGGACGUGGCGUCCGUGCUGCCCUGGAAGCCGGUGCCGACAUUGUCAUUUCGGGCCGGUGCACGGAUGCUUCACCCGUCAUCGGCGCCGCGGCAUGGUGGCACAACUGGUCCUGGGACCAGUACGACGUCCUUGCCGGCGCCUUGCUCGCAGGACACUGUAUCGAGUGCGGCGCCUACGUCACGGGUGCCAACUCGUCCGGAUUCAAGGCCAUCAAGGACUCGUACUUCAACUUUGCCAUGGGAAUCGCCGAGAUUGAGGCGGACGGCACGUUUGUGAUCACCAAGCAGCCCAACGAGAAUGGAUUCAACGGUAUCGUGGAUAUCCCCCAAGUCACCAGCCAAAUCCUUUAUGAGAUUCAGAACAACGUCUAUCUCAACCCAGACGUCCAAGGCAUCAUCGACGACAUCAAGGUCGAGAAAGUAGGCAAGGACAGGGUCCGCGUCACUGGUGUGCGUGGCAUUGCACCUCCCAACACCACAAAGGCCGCCGUCUGCGCCGUGGCUGGCUAUCAGGCUGAAACGUCAAUCUUUGCGACUGGGCUGGACGUCCAGGAGAAGUUUGACGUUUACCGGUUGCAGAUCAAGACCAACCUCGGCGAAAAGAUCUUGCCACAGUUCACGAUGUUCGACAUCACCCAAUACGGCGUCGCAGCCCAGGAUCCCCAGACCGAGGGUGAGGCGACGGCGAUGCUCCGUAUCGUUGCCCAAGCGCCAAAAAUCGAAGCGUUUGGGCCGUACAAGAACCUCCUGGCGCUCGUCCACACGGAGGGACUCGGCCACUUCCCCGGAUUCCAAAACCAGCAGGACACACGCCUUGCGGAGCCCAAGCCGUACAUCGAGUACUGGCCCGGACGAGUCAGUGUCGCCCACCUUCCCCUCACGGUCGGGUUUGUGGGCAGUGACGAGAAGAUUACAGUCCCGCCAGUCGAAGGAACGACGGCCGUCCAGCCGCAGGCCGACUACGACGCAAAGACUGCGCUCCAGCCCGGCGAGUAUGGCUCAACGACGCGUGGCCCGCUGGGCUGGAUUGUGCAUGCGCGCUCUGGUGACAAGGGCGGUAACGCCAACGUCGGCUUCUUUGUGCGCCACGCGGACGAGUAUCCCUGGCUGCGUUCCCUGCUGUCCAAGGACACUUUACGCCACCUCCUCGCAAAGGAGUACACCAACAACAAGAUUGAGCGUGUCGAGUUCCCGGGUCUGCUCGCUGUUCACUUUGUGAUCCACGACUACCUCGGAAAGGGUGUCUCGAGUACGGCGCGGAUGGACGCCUUGGCCAAGAGUGUGGCCGAGUAUUUGCGCAGCAAGUAUGUCGACUUGCCCGACAAGUACCUCGCGCGGGGCAAGCUGUAG